AUAGUGAAAGUAAAAAAAAAAAAAAAAAAAAGGGGGCGUUGAAUAUCGGAGAGAAAGAGAGGUAUCCGCGAAUAUCGGUAGAAGGAAAGGCUGCGAGACAGUAAAGUGAUGUGUUCGAUGAACGAGGCGCGUCUCGCGGGCGGAGGUUGGGGUAAAACGGACGCGUGUCGCGCGCGGUGCGAUUGCUUGGAAUCGGUGAGAACAGGCAGGCAGUCGGUGAUCAGGCUGGCGGGCGCCGGGGAAACGUUUCAAAGGGCAUGGCGACCACGCCACUAGGCGGUCGCCUCCCUAACGUAAACCGCAAAGGACCAUCUCCGUUCGUCGGUGGUGGUAACGGCGCUAAUUACGGCAACGGUAAUAAUAACAGCGCCAGCGGUGGCCAUAGCGGCCAUAACAACAACAACAACCACGCCAAUAAGAAUAACAAUCACAACAACAACAACAACAACAACGCUGGCCAUCGCAACAACAACAGCGUUGGCGAAAGCAACAACAACCGCGUCGACGGUCACGGUAAAGUCAGCGGUGCGAUCGAGACCGGCAACGAUAACAGUAUCGAUCUUGCCGGUGGUAGUAGGGGAAGAUACGGCGGCGGCGGAAAUAACAACCAUAACAACAACAACAACAACGGUACCAGCAGCGGGAGACACAACGGUGGACAAGUCGGCAAUAACGACGGAGGAGGGGGAGGAGGAGGAGGUGGUGAGGGUCAAACGUCGAAGAGACAGGAACAACGUGGCUCGAUAGGUAGAGAACAUCGGGACCAUCGGCAUCAUCACCAUCACCAUCAUCAUCAUCACCAUCAUCACCACCAUCAUCAUCAUCAAGGUCGGGACAGGUCCUCGUCGUCGUCGUCGUCGUCGUCGUCAUCGGGACAGCAGCGUGACGCUAAAGCAAGCACGGUGGCUGCAAACACCGAUGAGCUGGAUCCGGCCGCGACGAAUGCGACCAACAACUUCGAGUACGACGACAACGAAUGGGAUAUUGGAAUCGGAGAUCUAAUAAUCGAUCUUGAUGCGGACAUUGAGAAGACGAGGGACGAGAAAUUGAGCACAGGGACGACAGGCAUGGCUUCUACGCCUGCCUCGGCAGCAUCAGCUUCGAAUACCACGAAUCAUCACCACCACCACCAUCAUCAUCAUCAUCAGCUUCAAAAUUCCACGAACGGCUUAAGCGCGUCCGGCUUGUCUUCGUCCGUCGCGUCAUCGGGUCCGAACGGUUGCGGUCAAUCAUCGAACUCGCCGUCGUCGUCGUCGUCGUCGUCGUCUUCGUCGUCCUCCUCUUCGUCGGCGUCGUCCUCGUCGUCGUCGUUGUCAUCGUCAUCGUCUUCCUCGUUGCCGACGUCCGUGUCGUCUUCCUGCGGUCUGAAUUCCUCCGGACGGUCCAACAGUCCCAAUAACGGGAACGGAAACGUCGUAAGUAACGUCGUCGGCAGUAGCAGCAGCAGCAGCAGCAACGGUACCACCGGGAACGGGAACGUCGGUUCCGCGCAGAUCGUUCCCGGCACGACGGGUGGUAGCAAACAGAUAAACGCCGUGACGAGCGGCGUGAACGCCGCCCACGGAAAUCCAGGUAAUCCCGGCAAGAUGGCCGUUGAACAUUCGGCCACCGUCGACAAAGGCCUGAAAAUGAAGAUCAAACGCACGAAACCGGGCACCAAGAGUAGCGAGGCCAAACACGAGAUCGUGAAAUCGAACGAGAUCAACGGGACCACGGUGUCGAAUCAGGAGCCCGGUAGCGGGGUCGGCGGUGGUUCGGUAACGUCCUCGGCCGGUUCCGUUUCGUCCGUUACAGGGGGCUCGGGUGGUGGUGGUUCCUCGUCGACCGGCUCGGCUAUCGGGCCGAACGCUCAGAACUCGGAAUGCGCCGCUGGACUCGGUGGCAGUAGUGGUGCCGGUGGUGGUGUUGGUGGUGGUGUCGGUGUCGGUGGUAGUGGCGGCGGCGGCAGUGGCAGCGGCGGUGUCAGCGGCGUCGGCGGCGGCGGUGGGGGCUGCGUUACCGGUGGCGGUGGCAAUGGUUCCACCGGUUGCGGUACCGUAUGUACACCUGGUGGUGGGACUGGCGGUGUUGUCGGUGGUCCCGGCGCCGGUGUCGGCGUCGCUGGUGGUGUUGGCGGUGCCGGUGGUGGUAGCGGGCCAGGUGGACAGUCCUCGUCUUCUACGUCGUCAUCGUCGUCUUCGUCGUCGAACAAAUCGAAGCCUAGCCAUUCGGCAGGGACCGCCGGCGGGACCGGAAGCACGAACUCUUCGAACGCCGGAUCUAAAAGGGGGUCGAGUGGACAUCGGCGGGACAAGACGCGGGACAAGCACGAGAAACCGCAGAGCAAUCAUGCAUCGGGGCAGCAGAAUAAACCGGAGAUGAAUGGUAGCGCUAGGCCAAGCGGUACCGGUGGAGGUGGUGGCGGUGGUGUCGCUGGGAACGGGCAGAGUCAAACGUCGAGCGGCGGACCGGGAACGGGGCCUGGACCGGGGCCUGGCUCGGGUUUCGGGGCCGGUACCGGGUCGGCGGGGGCGGUCGCGCAAUCACAGGGACCGCCCGCGGCCGCGACCGCUCCCCAACAGAAUCAGGGACCGCCGCCGAGCUCACGGACCGGGUUCUCCGUUUCCCAGGGGCCUAGCCCGCCGUCCAAUUCCGCCGCGGCCCCCUGUCCGCCCCCGAGCCCGGCAAGCGCUACCGCCGCUGGCCCAGCCGCCAAGCCCGAGCAAACGAAACUCGCCGCGGUACCCGGUAACGGAACUUCGAUCGCCACGACGCCCGACGACGCCAUGGAUACCGCGGCGAGUCCUCCGCCUGCCAAGAAACUGAAGACUUCCGCUUCCGAACCAAAGGACAUGUCCGACGUGUGCGUCGGGACCAGCGUGGGGACCAUUACCGAGCCAGAAUGUUUAGGACCCUGCGAGCCCGGAACGUCGGUUACUCUCGAGGGUAUCGUCUGGCACGAAACCGAAGGAGGUGUGCUGGUGGUGAACGUAACAUGGCGUGGAAAAACGUACGUGGGGACGUUGUUGGAUUGCACGCGUCACGAUUGGGCGCCGCCGAGAUUCUGCGACUCCCCGACCAGCGAUCUCGAUGCACGGACGCCGAAAGGGCGCGGAAAGCGUGGACGGGCCGCGGCAAACGCGACUCCAGGCAACGAUUUGAGUAAUUUCACGGAGACGAGGAGUUCGGUGCACAGCAAGCUACGUAAUGGCGGCGCGAAAGGCCGUCGUGGGGCACAAGGUUCGCCGGCUGCGAGUCCGAGUCCAGCGGCUUUCGUUCCACCGCGACCGGAUCCCGCGGCAAAGCGAAAGUCCCGGGGACCGGAGGAGGAGGACAAGAACAAAAGACGAGCCCCGCCGCCGACACCCCCGAGCGGAUCGCCUCCGGCGAGCCCGGUGUUGCUAGAGUGCCCGGAACCGAAUUGCAAUAAAAAGUACAAACACAUCAACGGUUUAAAGUAUCACCAGAGCCACGCGCACGGCUCGGCGGAUGACGACGACACGAAAGAAGGCAUCACGAGCAUGUCAGAGAACGACGAGAGCAAUAUCGAAGCUCCUAGCCCAGCGACGCCGGUGAAAUCCCCAGUUGACAAGCCCGAGGGCACGCCGCUCAGGCCAGUCAGUCCCCCAGCGACCAGCCUACCGCCGGAAACGCCUCCUCCACCACCCCGAGUCGCCUCGCCAAGUAUAGAACCGACCGCCCCUGUGCUCGGCUCAGACAAGAGCAUCGUGAAACCAGGCGUGCUCAGGUUCGGCCAGGACGACCUUCCCGCGCCACCGUCGACGAUUCCAACCUCGACCAGGCAGCAGUCUGUACAGCAACAGCAGCAGCAACAAGCGCAACCGAAUCAGUCGUCUUUAGGCGGUUCGAACUCACCGCAAAGCCCGAGUCCCCGAGCCAGCCAAUCGCCCAGACCUAUACCGUCGCCGCAUCCGAGCGCGAACAACAUGCCUCCGCAGUUGAAUAUACCGCAACCGCCGCAGCCGUCCCAGAUGUCGCAACACCAACAACAAAAUUCGCUUCUGCAGCAGACCCAGCAAUCGUUGCAAACCAGCCAGUCGGCGAUCUCGCAACAGCACCAAUCCAGCCAGCAAUCGCAGCAGCUGCAGUCGGCCGUUGUUCAGCAACAACAGCAACAAUUGUCGUCAGCGCAUCAACUCUCUGUACAGCACUCGUUGUCGGCGCAGCUUGGACAACCGACGCAAGCACACGUGGUACAGGCCGGGUUACAGCAGCAGCAGCAGCAACAACAGCCGACUGGUUUGCAGAGUAUCGCGAGUCAACAUCCGGGUCUUCAGGGUCUCGCCACUCAGGUGUCGCAACAGACGGCCGUGCCCCCGCAAACCGUUCAUCCCGGUCAGGCUGUACAGUCGCAUUUGCAACCGUAUCAGAGCGUGUCGUUGCACGCGAAAAUGCCACAGUUCAAGGUUAAACCGACCGCGGCUCUGAUGCCCGAGCAAGACAAGAGUAAAGAUCUACGCGCUGCCAAGCCGCCGAGUUACAAGAAGAAAUCGAGGAAGUCGCCCGGUGGCAGUCCCCAUCCGUCGCCGUUGGAAGCGCCGAUCGUCGAUUCCGCCCGGGAGGACGUCCAAAGCCCGGCCUAUUCGGACAUAUCCGACGACGCAGCGCCAGUUCUCGAGGCGGAACCGGCCGACAAGUCGAAGCAGUCGCAGGAGAAGGACGGCAAGCCAACCGCAGCCACUCAUCUACCGGCGCACUUCAGCAUGUACCCGUAUUACGGGCAACCACCCUAUUUGGUACCGAGCGUUCAAGAGAGUAAACCGGUGAUCGAUCAGAAACCGACCGAUCUCGUUCCAAAACAAGAAAUGAAACCGCUGAAUAUUCCGCAGAUGCCCACGAUGGCCAGUCUGCAGAGCGUGGUGGCCGAGAAGGAGAAGAAGGAGCUGAGCCAGUCUGUUCCGCAGCCGCAGCAACAGCCCCACUACUACGGCGGUUACGGCGGUUACAUGCCACCCGGCUACCCGUAUCAACCGCCACAAACGGUGUCCCAGCAGCAGCAGCAGCAACAGCAGCAGCAGCAACAACAGCAGCAGCAACAACAACAGGCGCAGGAACAGGAGAUGCACGAGCAAAAGGCGAAAAUCAAACAGGAGCCGCAACCUCAGCAGCCCAGCCUGAAGGACAAACAGCACGAGAAUCAUCAGAUACUGAAGGAGAGCAUCGAGAUGAAGAGUCAGAUGAGCCCGUAUCACGUUUACCACGGUUCCCAGAGUCAAAGGCCGGGACCGCCUCCCCCUCCGCCUGGCCCGAUGCAAGACGACAGGAGGUAUUACCUGUAUCCGGGCGAUCAGAGGCGAAAGGAGGAGUCGAGCAAGCAGAGCCAACAGGCGAAACCGCCGCCCCCGAGCCCGAAACAUCAGCCGAAACAGGAGAAACCGCAAGAUUUAGGAAAGAACGAGGACUCGAAGAGCAAACAGGAGGGCGUGAAACCGACGAUGGAGACGCAAGGACCGCCGCCGCCGACGUCGCAGUACGCCUAUAUUCAUCCGAGUUACAUGCAGCCCCAGCAUUACGGCGCGUUACCGUUCGAUCCCGGGCAUCCUGUCUAUCGAGGGCUCAGUCCUAUGUUGGUCUCGGGACCUUAUUCCGGUAACCCGUACCUCCAUCAGCUGCCGAGGUAUCACGCGCCGGAGGACCUUAGCCGACCGCCCGGUGGCAAAGCGUUGGAUCUGCUGCAGCACCAUGCCAAUCAGUAUUACUCGGCGCACAAGAUACACGAGCUACAGGAGCGUGCGCUGAAAUCCCCGACCCCGAAGACAUCGGCGGCCUCUGCGAGUCCGUCGUCCGCGGGACCAACGCCCUCGAGACCGCCGAGCGGACCGCCAAGCUCGGUGGCAGGCCAAGCGGGUGGCGCUGGUCCUGGACCGCCGCAAGCCCCCGGACAGCAAUCAGGUGGGAAGCAACAAGGUCAACCGGGUGGUCAGCAAUCGCAGCAACAGCCGCCCGUCGACGGUGGGAACGGAUCCUUGCCGAAAGACAAUCGAUCGCCCCCGCCCCAACGGCACGUGCACACGCAUCAUCACACGCACGUGGGCUUAGGCUAUCCCCUAUUGACCGGACAAUAUCCUGCCCCUUACGGAGGUAAGCCUCUCGUCAGACCCUGACAGUAAGCGUCUCGAUACGCGACAACAAAUCUCGAUAUUAGAUAGUAUCGUCGACGUUCUCGCGGAUCGAUUCCCCGUACAUUGAUCGCUCAUUGGGGCCCCCCCCCCCAUCUCGCACGUUCUCCCCGGCCAGCCCAUCGAGAAGAGUCCUCGUUACCCACUUCCGGUGGACCAUGGUCGAGCGAGGACAUUUGUGUACAGAAGCAUUUUAUUCACCCCGGAACCAUUGUGUCGCGUGUCUCCAUGGAUUAGGCUUUCCGGACGAUAUUCCCCGUAGUGAUUUUGCUUCGCCAGCGAUCGAACACGCGCCCGUAUAACCGCGACAAGCCUCGUUUUUGCGUCGUCGAAGCCUGAUCGUCUAAUAAAUUGUACGGUACACCAUAUUGGUGCAUGCGACUGCUGUGCGAUAUUUCUUGUUUCCACGAUCUCGCAGAGAACACCGGAAACAAGAGUUGCGACCUCUUCACACAACCCCACCGUUUUCCAUGGAAGACGUCUCGAUUCCUGGCUACCGGCCACCCGUUUUUCUUUUCAUUUCUGUCGCUCUAUUUUGUUCGAUAGGAGAGAAAAACACGUAAAUUCGGACGCGUACACGCGACCAGUAGACGUCUAAUGACACAAAAACGACGACAUUCGACGUGUCUUCGAUUAACGGAUAUAGGACAAACGUAUGUGUAUAUAAAAUCGCCUAGGCGUUUCACGACAACGGCGAGCGCCCGAUACUGCGUCAGCUACGCCGGCAAUGUACAAGCGGCAUUUUUUCUUUUUUUUUUUUUUCUUUUUUUUUUUUUUAAUAAACGGUACAUUCAGAAGCGAAUAAUAGGUAUAUAAUAUAUACGUGUGUAAAUACGCGUUUAUAAACGACUCGUCGAUCGACUACGAACUGGUUAUUUUGAACAUAAAAAUAGUAGGGAAACAUAGUACCCAGCGCGGUGAAGCACCGUGGGUAAAGCGCGAAUCACGCGCCACGUCUGCCCGCGGGGACAACAAGUUAGUAGAAAACGCGUAAUUAGAGUUUAUAGUUCAGACUGUGAUAAAUGCUAUAAAUCGUCGGGCUCGUUAUCCGAGCCGUGAUGGCGAUCAGAGAACGGUUCGACACGUAAUGAAUUCUUACGCGUUGCGCAUCGAUAGGGAACAACAGGGGUUAUAGGAUAGUGGUGAAGAUAAUAUAGCCUUACAAGACGAUGAUAUACAGCUUUCCCGAGCGACGAACACAUUUGGGUAGUCUUCCACCGAGAAGGGCUCUUUUGCUCGAGGGACAGAGAGAGAGAGAGAGAGAGAGAGAGAGAGAGAGAGAGAGAGAGAGAAAGUGAGAGGAUCCACGUGCUCUCGCGAAUGUUCACCGAAAAAAAAAAGAAAAAAAAACUAAUCGCCGUCGCAUUUCUCGAACACAGCCACAGACGCAUCUACAACAUGGAUGCGAACACCAUUCGGCGAGCUCUGACGAUUCCACGACUCUACCUAUCCUCCUCCCCCUGGUACCAUUCAUCGCGUCCCAUCGCCUGUUCGCGCUACACGAUCGCCGUUCUCCUGUUCUCCAACCCCCUUGUCUUCGGUAUCCUUUCCAUUCCGCAGCUUCCAUUCACGGCCGGAAUUUUGCUCACGCGAGAGACACCACCCCACCUCGAUUCCUUGGGGCGAUACUUGGGCUGGAGUGACGCCGAAUCGCCGAGAGCGUUUCAAUCGAGAACACCGCUCGGAAAACAUUCAAAACGGAAGAAACAAAGAAAAAAAAAACAAAACAAAAACAAAACACUAGGCUCGCGUUCCGGAGAGAAAGAUUUCUUCGUUAAACAUGUUCCGAGGACGAAAACCAUAACGAAGCACCGGAAUCAAGAGACCGAUCCGAUCCGUAACGAUCACGACGUGCGUAUGUGUGUGUGUGAACCACAAUUUGAAUAUAUUUAUAAUCGAUUCGAAUUUCGAAUUCCCGUUCAAAAGACUCUCGGAAAACACGGAACCUCGGGGCGGAUCCCCCAAAUUACGCGUCUCGCCUUGUCGCCACGCCAUCGCGACGAGGCGACGACACGCGGAAACGCAGAUCGAAAAAAAAAAAAAAAA
Messenger RNA from Dufourea novaeangliae, 8165 nucleotides. Its product is annotated as zinc finger protein 608-like. The record is from RefSeq and is a predicted model, not a curated record. Bases 258 to 6104 code for a protein of 1948 amino acids. Gene Ontology annotation, biological process: regulation of transcription by RNA polymerase II. The transcript is spliced from 3 exons. Gene Ontology annotation, cellular component: nucleus. Lineage: Eukaryota; Metazoa; Arthropoda; Insecta; Hymenoptera; Halictidae.